AGACCAACAAGAAGACUCACGACUUUCAUCAUCACCUUCUCUUCUAACAAAAUCUUUUUUUUUUCUCUCUCUAAAGUAAUCAUGGCUUCACCUUUGCUUGGUCCACCGGAGCUUCAAGACUCCAACUCUCCCCUCCCAGCCUCUGGUCCCAGCGAUCCAUUCAUGGACCUCAUGGUCUCUAACUUCAACAAGUCAACCAAAGUCAAAGUCUCCCCUUCUCCUCCCAUGGGCCUGACCGAGAACGGAGCCGCGACCUACCUAUCCGCAGGUAACCCUUGCCUCGACUUCUUCUUCCACGUCGUUCCCAGCACUCCCAAGGAAUCGAUAGAGCAGAGACUCUCCACGGCUUGGAGCCACGACGCUUUGACCACUCUCAAGCUUAUCUGCAACCUUCGCGGAGUCCGCGGUACCGGAAAGUCAGACAAGGAAGGGUUUUACACGGCGGCGCUGUGGCUACACGGUUGCCACCCCAAAACCCUAGCGUGCAACCUCGACUCUUUAUCAAAAUUUGGAUACUUUAAAGACUUUCCGGAGAUUCUUUAUAGGAUCCUGCAAGGGUUUGAGAUCCGUAGGGUCCAGAAGUCGGAAUGGCAACAGAGGAAAGGUCGUCGUUCUGGGCCCCGAUCUGGAGGUGGUAGAGGUAGAGCAAGAGCUCCUUUCUAUAUUGAUUUGUCGAGAUCCUCUCAUAAGGGUCGUGGACGUAAGAAGCCGGCGGCGACGAGGGAGAUGAGGAUAGCUAAUGCUGAGAAGAGGAACCAAGAAAAGAAGGAGAAAGCUAGCUUGGACCGCAAGCUUGAGAAGAUAUCAAUGGGGAAGAAAGCUUUCACCAGAUACUCUCAAGAUCCGGACUACCGUUUCCUCCACGAACGCGUCUCCGAUCUAUUCGCUGAUUACUUGAAGAAAGAUCUCGAGUUCUUGACGUCAGGGGAAACGAACAAGAUCUCUUUAGCUGCUAAGUGGUGUCCUUCCCUCGACUCUUCCUUCGACAAAGCGACUCUUCUCUGCGAGAGCAUCGCUAGAAGAAUAUUCCCUCGCGAAUCUUUCCCGGAGUACGAAGGCGUGGAGGAAGCUCACUACGCUUACAGAGUGCGUGAUCGCUUAAGGAAGCAAGUCCUCGUCCCUUUACGAAAGACUCUGCAGCUCCCAGAGGUUUACAUGGGAGCUAAAGAAUGGGGCUCUCUCCCUUACAACAGAGUAGCAUCCGUGGCGAUGAAGUCUUACAAGGAGAUAUUCUUAAACCACGACGCGGAGAGGUUUCAGAAGUAUCUCCAAGACGCGAGAGAAGGGAAGACAAAGAUCGCCGCCGGCGCCGUGUUACCUCACGAGAUCAUCGGCGAGCUGGAAGGAGGAGACGGCGGACAAGUCGCCGAGCUGCAGUGGAAACGAAUGGUGGACGAUCUGAAGAAGAAAGGCUCGCUGACGAGGUGCAUCGCGAUCUCCGACGUCUCGGGGUCCAUGGCCGGCGAUCCGAUGGAGGUUUCCGUCGCGCUGGGGCUUCUCAUCUCGGAGCUGACGGAGGAGCCGUGGAGAGGGAAGAUGAUAACGUUCAGCGGCGAUCCUGAACUUCAGGUUGUUGAAGGAGACGAUCUGAGAUCGAAGACGAAGUUCGUGAGGAGGAUGAAGUGGGGGAUGAACACUGAUUUUCAGAAGGUGUUUGAUUUGAUUCUGAAAGUUGCCGUCGAUGGGAGGUUGAAGCCGGAGGAGAUGAUCAAGAGAGUGUUCGUGUUCAGCGACAUGGAGUUCGACCAAGCCGCGUCCUCGUCUUCGGUGUCUUAUUAUGGUACGAGGCAAACGUAUGAUACAAGAGAUGCGAACACGUGGGAGACUGACUACGAGGCGAUUGCUAGAAAGUAUAGGGAGGCAGGGUACGGGGACGUUGUACCGGAGAUAGUGUUUUGGUACCUGAGGGACUCGAGUUCGACCCCGGUGAAUGGGAGCAAGAAGGGAGUGGCGUUGGUGAGUGGGUUUUCGAAGAAUCUGAUCAAGAUGUUUUUGGAUAAUGAUGGAGGUAUCGAUCCCAUGGCUAUUAUGGAGGAUGCUAUAUCAAAGGAAGAGUAUAGCAAGCUUGUCGUUGUUGAUUGAAUAGAUUCAUGCUUUUGGGUUUUUGAUGUUUGCUGAAUAAAAUUGUUGAUU
This is a messenger RNA of Brassica napus (rape), 2133 nucleotides long. RefSeq lists its product as uncharacterized. Lineage: Eukaryota; Viridiplantae; Streptophyta; Magnoliopsida; Brassicales; Brassicaceae. The record is from RefSeq and is a predicted model, not a curated record. Bases 82 to 2082 code for a protein of 666 amino acids. The transcript has a single exon.